GCGGGGAGACCAGAUGAAGCACAUCUGGACAGCUGUGCUGAGAAACUGUGCUGCCCCUUGGCGGCCCCGACGUCAGCGAGGCACGUCCCCCACGUCCUCUCCUUCUAGCCAUUUCUUAUUAACUCAUUGUCUCAAAGAAGUAACCAGGGACCCACGCUCAAAACUUUUCCACUCUCUAAUGUGAGAGGGGGCCCGAGCUCAUCCAACACCCAAUGUGAUUUUCAUGGGGUGCUGGGAUCAAAAGGAUAGAAGCAAGAACAACAAAAACCCAGCCGCUGUCUGAUUUUACACAGGCAGAGUGGGGAAAAUAGUGUUGAGUAAACAGACCAAGUUGGAUUAUGGGGAGUUUCAAAGGUCAUGCCCUCCCUGGAACCUUCUUCUUCAUCAUGGCUCUUUGGUGGAGCACCAAGAGUAUCCUGAAGCAUAUCUUCAGAAAGCAAAAGCGGACCUGCUACCUGGGUUCCAAAGCCUUAUUCCGUCGAGCAGAAAUUUUGGAGGGGACUGUGUUAGUCUGCAUGGCCUUAACUGGCAUGACUGGGGAGCAGUUCAUUCCUGGAGGACCCUACCUGACUUUAUAUAAAGAAGGCCAGUGGAACCAACUCAUGGGCUGGCAUCAUUUCACCAUGUAUUUCUUCUUUGGCCUGCUGGGUGUAUCCAACAUCUUAUGUUUCACCAUCAGUUCAAUUCCUGUCUCCUUACCCAGGCUAAUGCUGUCAAAUGCAUUAUUUGUGGAGGCUUUUAUCUUCUACAACCACACUCACGGCCGGCAAAUGCUGGACAUCUUUGUGCAUCAGCUGCUGUUCCUGGUGGUCUUUUUAACGGGCGUCGUUGCCUUCAUAGAGUUCCUGACACGGAACAAUGUGAUUCUGGAGCUUCUGCGGUCUAGCCUCACUCUGCUACAGGCGACCUGGUUCUGGCAAAUAGGUUUUGUUCUUUAUCCUCCUAGUGGAGGUCCGGCGUGGGAUCUGGCAGAUCAUGAAAACAGUGUGUUUCUAACCAUGUGCUUUUGCUGGCAUUAUGCACUAUCCUUCAUCAUCAUUGGAGCAAAUUAUGCUUUCCUCACAUGGCUAACAUCUGGGUCUCAACUCCUUAGGGGCUCGACUGCCUCCAAGAAGAGUACCAACAUUCAAGGAAACCCAGUACCUCAUGUCAGCUCCCUUCCAGAACCAAAAGAAGACUAUAGUCUCUUCCUGUUUCAAAAUUCUUCAGAUCCUUGACAAACCUCUUUCUCACUUCCAGUUUUGUAGAGACUGGGACUCCGUUUUUAUGUCUUACCCUCUCAUUUUCACCUUCAUAAGUCAUUUUUUCUAAAUAGGCACAACUCUUACCCAGUAUAGUCACAUGAAAUGCAUAUUUCCCAUGAAAAGUCUUGUAGUUCUUCUUGCCCUUGUUUGUCUCCAAUGAGCAUGUUAUCAGUUGUGAUACACCUUGGGGUGUUGACGGUUGCCUCAUGUGUUACUGGCUAGUUUGUGUGUAUCUUCUUGAGAGAAAGACCCCUUGCAUUCUCCUCAUACUUCUUGGCACACUGCCUAACAUGUAAUAGCUGCUCAAUAAACACUUGUUGGCUCUUUUAAUAGAUCUGUGUUUC
This is a messenger RNA of Ochotona princeps (American pika), 1588 nucleotides long. RefSeq names its product transmembrane protein 45A (gene TMEM45A). The record is from RefSeq and is a predicted model, not a curated record. NCBI's taxonomy places the organism in Eukaryota, Metazoa, Chordata, Mammalia, Lagomorpha, Ochotonidae. The coding region runs from base 339 to 1217 and encodes 292 amino acids. The transcript is spliced from 6 exons.